Molecule: messenger RNA, 4883 nt
Organism: Gadus morhua (Atlantic cod)
Lineage: Eukaryota; Metazoa; Chordata; Actinopteri; Gadiformes; Gadidae
Gene: rab11fip1b
Product: RAB11 family interacting protein 1 (class I) b
Exons: 6
Coding region: 184-4227 (1347 amino acids)
Biological process (GO): regulated exocytosis
Cellular component (GO): intracellular membrane-bounded organelle
Molecular function (GO): small GTPase binding
Source: RefSeq, a predicted model, not a curated record
UUCUCGAUGUAACCUUACACGCCCAAUCAGCUGGUUCCUCAAGUUCGUCCAGUGCAGUUAACAGGCAAAACUUUCUCGCAUUUGCCUCCCAAGACAAAUCGAGGUACGGUCAGCGACGGUUAACUUCCGGGUGUUUUCCUUUAUCUUCUCGCUCAGACCUGGGGAGGGUAGCGCGGGUCAGCCAUGUCUUUGGCUGAUCAAAGUCAACAAUGGUUCCCAACGAGCGCCCAGGUAACGGUGCUCCAGGCCAGAGGACUCAGGAUAAAGGGAAAAAAUGGCACCAACGACGCGUAUGCCAUCAUGCAAGUCGCGAAAGACAAGUUUUCCACCGAGGUGGCCGAGAAGAGUGUGGCGCCAAUGUGGAAGGAGCAGGCCAGCUUCGACCUGCCUCCAGCCCACCAAGGAAACGCCGAGCGCGGCACGUUACGCGUUCACGUGAUGCACCGGGCGCUUGUUGGUCCAGACAAGCCGCUGGGGCAAGCUGUUGUCAAUCUGUUGGAUCUCCAUGAAGUGAAAUCCAGAAACAAGACAGAGUGGUUCAAGCUUGUGGACAAAGGCGGCAAGGCGGACAAGGAGCGAGGGGAGGUGCUGCUGGACAUCCAGUUCAUGAGGAACAACAUGACCGCCAGCAUGUUCGACCUCUCCGGCAUGGACAAGUCCAGGUCCCGCCUGGGGAAGAUCAAGGACAAGCUGCGGGGCAAGAAGAAGGAUGGCAGCGGCCUUGACUCUGUGUCGGCCAUCGUGCCGUCGUCGUUCAGCCAGGUGCUGACUGACAGCGAGGAGGAGGUGGAGGAGGAGGAGGAGGAGGAGGGCGCAGCAGGCUUUGAGGGGGCUGUGGGGGCCACCAAGGAGAAGAGCGGCAAGAAGAAACUCAAGCUGAAGUCGUUGUUCUCGCACAAGUCCACCCUGAAGAAGAACAUGUCCCAGUCCAUGUCGUUCCUGGGCCCUCUGCCUGAGAGGAACCAGACGCUGUCUGGCAGCCGGUCCUCUGGACUCAACGUGGAGCCCUCAGAAGGUAAGAAGAAGUUCAAGUUUGGGCUCCACAAGCGUUCCGGAAGCAACGACAGUAAAUCCUCCCAGGCCUCCGCCUCGGUGGCGGACCCGGCCCAGCGUGGCGGUCCCGAUGCCCCCAGGCCCGGCGGCCUUGUGUACACGGAGGAGCCCACGGCCCGGGCAGGCUCCCGGGCCAGCUCCACCUUCAGCCUGUCCAGCUCCGGCCGGGGCUCCAUGGAGGACCUCCACCGGGGCUCCGUGGAGGGGUCGUUCAGCUCCUACGAUUCCCUCAGGGUCCCCCGGCCGCAGCCCUCCCCCUGGCUGAGCACCAAGGCAGCCGAGGAGGGAGAGGUGGAGGAGGGGAUGGAGGAGGAGGAGGAGGAGGAGGAGGAGGUAGAUGUGAGUGAAUACGAGCAAAGGAGAGGGAAGCAGGAAGAGGAAAAGGCCAGACAGGAGGAACAGAUGAGGAUAGAGAGGAGGAGAGAAGAGGAGGAGCAGAGGAAACGUCUGGAUGAAGAGAGGAUGAGACGAGAGGAAUUGGAAAAGAGGGAGAUUGAAGAACAACAGCGUAAAUAUCAAAGAGAUGAGGAGGAUAGAAUUAGGAGGGAGAGGGAGGAAGAGGAGCGGUUUAGGAGAGAAGAGGUGAAAAGAAGAGAGCUGGAAGAGGAGAGAGAAAGAACAAAGAGGAUGGAGGAGGAGGAAAAGUUUAGGAUGAAAGAGGAAAUGGUCAGAAUAGAGAAAGAAAGAGCAGAGAGAGAAGAGAAGGAACGACGGGAAGAGGAACGGACCAGGUUGGAGAAAGAGGAAGAAGAGAAAAUGAAGAGGGAAUGGGAGGAAAAGCAAGAACGGAUUAGAAUAGAGAAGGAAAGGUUAGAAGAGGAAUACGAGAGAGAAAGGGUGAGGUUGGAGAAGGUGAAAGAGGAGGAGGAGGAGAGAAGGGUUAGGGAGGAGGAGGAGGAGGAGAGAAGGGUUAGGGAGGAGGAGGAGGAGGAGGAGAGAAGGGUUAGGGAGGAGGAGGAGGAGGAGGAGGAGAAGAUGACCAUGUUACAGGAGAGAGAAGAGAGACGACUGAGAGAAAAGGAAUUGGAGGAUGAAAGAUUUAGGAUGGAGAAGGAGGAGAGAAGGGUAAGGGAGGAGGAGGAGGAAAGGUUGAGUGAGAUGCAGGAGAGAGAAGAGAGAGAACUGAGAGAAAAGGAACUAGAGGAAGAAAGAUUUAGGAUGAGGGAGGAGGAGGAGAGAAGGGUUAGGGAGGAGGAGGAGAGAAAGGUUAGGGAGGAGGAGGCGAGGAUGAGUGAGAUGCAGGAGAUAAGACUGAGAGAAAGGAGUCUAGACGAAGAAAGAUUUAGGAUGGAGAAGGAGAGAGGGGAGGAGGAGAGAAGGGUAAGGGAGGAGGAGGAGGAGGAGCGGAUGAGUGACAUGCAGGAGAAAGAAGAGAGAAGAGUGAGAGAAAGGGAACUAGUGGAAGAAAGAUUUAGGAUGGAGAAGGAGAGAGAGGAGGAGGAGAGAAGAGUAGAAGAAGAAACGACUAGAAUAGAGAAAGCGAAGAAACGCCAGGAAGAGGAAAGGAUCUUGAUGGAAGGGGAGGAGAGAAGGAGGAGAGAAGUGGCAGAGGAGGAGGAGCAGGAGGUCAAAAGGCAAGAAGAACGGGAAAGAAUGAGGAGGGAGGAGAGUCUUCUUGAGGAAGAAAGGAUCAAGAGGCAAGAACAAGUCAGGCGGGAGGAGGACGAGCGUGUGCAGGAGCAGCAGAGACGGGAGGACGAGAGGAGAGGGAGUGAAGAAGAGGGAGGCGAGCUAGAGGAAGAGUUCAUGACCAAAGAGACGGUGAAAAACACACCGUUUGGCCCCCCCUCCACCCACGACCCUUAUCUGGGUCCAAACUCUGCGUUGACUAACAAGAGCCCCGGGGGAAUAGAGUCGGCGCGUCGCAGGGUCCCCGUGCGCUCCGUCCCCCCCUCCGAAGACGACGGCCCCCCAACACCUGAGGGACCCCUCGCCCGUCGGACCGCCGACGUUCCGACCGCCAGGCAAAGUCCUGCAUCGCGACGCACCCCCUCACCGCUUUUCGAGCCGUCCAACCCAUUCUUUGAAGAAUCGGAAUCCGACGAGCAUUUAUCCGGAAAGAAACGCCACGCCCCUCCACCGCCUAGCAACCAAGAACUUCUUCAUGACAAACCAAACAACCUUUCUGUCUCCACCGUCCCUUCUGUUUCCCCUCUGGGGGGAAUCAAGACCAGCCUUCAUCUGGAUGAGGGCUCUGAUGGCGAGAAGGACCGCCCGCGUGCUGCUCGCACAGCUCCUCAACCUCCUAAACGACACGGACCCCGAAUUGAACCGAUUUCUUCCAAAGAAAAAACGGUUCAAACGGUCCAUGCGACUGAAGCCUUUGAGGCACCACAGCCAUCCAAAAUCGUCAAAGGUCCAGCUCCGGCUAAACCGAACCCAAACAUAACCAAGGUAUCAGCGCAAGUCCAUGAUGGGAGGCCAGAGCAUGCUCCGAGACCUGCCUUGUCCUUCAAAGAUACCCGGAAGAACUCCAACGUGUCUGGUCCUCACACAGUGACGGAACAAAGACCCAGCACGUAUGGAACAAACCCCUUCGACGAGGAGGAUGAAGAUGAGGAGGCCCAGACUCCUCUCGACACCGAUAGUUCUUCAUCCAGAGUUAAAUCGCUGAAGACGGUCCGAGCACCACCGCCCCCAGAGGACAAAGAAAGCAGCCCCGCGAAACCGAGCAGGAACGCGUGUUCAGAAGCCCGAGUCACGGUCUCCUCUAACGUGAGACCCAUGGGCCCGCCCCCAACCGGAGACGCCAGCGAGACCCCAGCCACCGUGCAGCCUCGGAGGACAGAGGCUGCCGCGGAGCAGGGAGGUAGGGUGGAGACAGGCACCGGGCCUCCUACACCCUCACAAAGAAGUCAUCCAGUAAAGCCUCUCAGAGUGUGGGAGCAGCAAUCUGCCGUCUCGUCCGUCUCAGCCACUCCAGCCUCUAACACACCGUCGGAGACCACCCGGGGCGGUCGGAACGCUGUCGCGGUGAAGGAGGAAGAGGCCAGGGGUCCAUUCUCUCAGCUCACCCGAGGAGAGCUCAUCCUGUUGCUGCAGAAGCUCCAGGGCCAGCUGACGCAGAGGGACCACAAGAUCUCGGAGCUGGAGCAGUACAUAGACAACCUGCUGGUGCGCAUCAUGGAGGAGGAGCCCGGCAUCCUGAUGUCCAUGAACGCUCUGAAGCACUGACUCGAGACAUGUCUGACUCAAGGCGUUGGUGUCUAAACUCGAUGCACGAGGCCAUAUGAUACAGCCGAUGUCUAAUCAUAAUGGCAUGAUACCAUUCAUUUUAUACACUAGAUGUCUAAUCAUGAUGUUGUGAGAGCAUUUGAUACAGUGGAUGUCAAAUCAUGACGUCAUGAAACGAUCCCUUACAGUUGAUGUCUGAUCGCCGUACAUGAUACCAUCCGAUACAAUUGUUGUCUAAUCAUGACGACAUACCAUCUGAUGGUUUGUUUAAUUAUGACAUCAUGAUACCAUCUGAAACAUUUGAUGUCUGAUCAUGACAUCAUAAAGGCAGCACUCCGAACCAUACAAGGUUGAUUGAGGUUGAGGGUAAACUAUUUCCACCGAUAUGAAGGAGAAAAUCACUUGAAAUCAAGCAAAUGUCUAGAAAUACCAUUGACUCAAUACAAACCAAAUAUACGCUGUGUAUUAUAAGGGAUUUUUAAAGAUGAUCUAAUAAAUAAGCCUUCAUAAAUAUGCUUUUGAUUGACAACUUGAUUAUUUUUGUAUAUCCUGUGAAAUAGGCCCAUAUACCACAUUUUCAAAGAACCUUUGAAUCCUUUUAUUGUUUUUUGGUGUAAAAAUGUAUAUACACAAAUAAAGAAAUGCAUUAAAUAACA